CCACAAGCGACCAACUGCAAGUCGACCUCCUCGUCCUAGUUGUCAUUCAGCAUUGCUCCACGUCCUCCACAGAUGAAAGUCUUCGCCUUCCUCGCGCUCGUCGCCGCCGCCCUCGUCGCCGCUAACGACCAAGUGGAGUCCGUGAACCAAGUCGCGCAAGUGGCCGCCGAUGCCGCCGUCGCCGCCAUCGAUGCCGAGACCAAUGGACGUGUCUUAACGGAAACCGCCGCCGAAUCCAAGAAGGACGAUGACGACGAUGAUGAUGACGACGAUGAUGAUGACGAUGAUGAUGACGAUGACGAUGAUGAUGAUGACGAUGAUGACGACGACGAUGACGACGACGAUGACGAUGACGAUGACGAUGACGAUGACGUUAUCGACAUUUCCUCUAAUGGCGAGUAGACACAUCGCAGACCACUGUAGCUUGUUAAUGUGUAUCCUGUGUCAAAAGUAUAACUCUAUCAGGACAUGGCGAAGGUAUACAGUACAUACUCUAUGUACAUAUAUAUGUAUUCGACGACCCCCCCGAUUC
Molecule: messenger RNA, 532 nt
Organism: Aphanomyces astaci
Lineage: Eukaryota; Oomycota; Saprolegniomycetes; Saprolegniales; Verrucalvaceae
Exons: 1
Coding region: 73-402 (109 amino acids)
Source: RefSeq, a predicted model, not a curated record